CAGAGGACGGAUACUGCUCAUUUUAAGAGUUUGAACAAGUUUGGAAAUGUGGUGAUUUUGUUUGCAGUUGAACGUGUGAGGUGAGAAACCUGCAGUCCAGACAAAGAGUAUUCAGAGAGAGAGCUGCCUGCAGAGACACACAAGCUUCCCAACAUCUGGUCUGCUGGAGGACGGGGCGAGCCGGAGAGAGAAAGUUGGGAGGCGGAGAGAAAAACUAUCUCCGCUGGAGAAAAAUGCAUUGAAUUGGAAGUUAAGGUCACCUAUAUCAGCUGGGGAGAAAAUUCGUGGUCGUGUUAAAGUGACUAGACUGGACGAAAAGAGGAGAGGAAAGGUCUCGGAGGGCGAGAAGUCCACCUGGUGCGGUCAGAGAAUGAAUUAGUCCAGGCUCGGCUGCACCGCGUCCCAGCCAGAGACAAGGCUCACUCCUUGGCCCCCCACCUCCUCCCAUAAGAGCCAGGCCUACGCCAAUGGAUGAGGAGAGGAAUGCCCUUGCCAUAUGCCCAGAGCCACCUGAUGAUGGGGACCCGAGUCCAUCAGCUCCACAACCCAGUUCACAUGCAAACUCUGCCACAGAGAGCACAGAGAGCACAAACAGCUGCCUGAAUCCAAAGCCAUGUCCCAGUACAGAUGUGGCCAACACCUAUACUGAGCCCCUCAUAUUGAGGUCAAAUGUCACCCCAGAAAGGUUGCGAGGCGAUGACGGAGACAAUUGCAAAAGCAGCCUUACGCACACGGCGCUUACGACACCCAGCAAGAGUAUCACAUCUCAACCAGCAGCCAGAUCCACGCCCAUCCACCACACCCAGCCAUGUCGGACACAGCCCAGCAGUCAACUACGCAAUGGAGCCAAGCACCAUUCACACACACACUCCCCUCACACGCACUGUCCGCAUCACACGCCUCACACGCAUGCACUCCACUCCAACGGGGUCAGGAACGGUGGCCCUCAUGAGCAUCCUAAGCUGGGCUCUCUCCCAAGAGGUGGCUCAUCCACCUCUUCAUCCUCCUCAGCAGGACCCAAACACACAAAGAAGUUGCAGUCUAACCCCUCCAUCACAUCCCAGAGCAGCAAGAGGAGCAAGAGCAGCUCCAAAAGCAACAGCUCCCAGAUUCCCACAGAGGCACAGGAUGACUGCUGUGUUCACUGUAUUCUGGCCUGCCUCUUUUGUGAGUUCCUAACUCUGUGUAACAUCGUGCUGGACUGUGCCACCUGUGGUUCCUGCGCGGGUGAUGACUCAUGUUUCUGCUGCUGCUGUGUGUCAGAGGAGUGUGGUGACUGUGACCUGCCGUGUGACAUGGACUGUGGCAUCAUCGACGCCUGCUGUGAGUCUGCGGACUGCCUGGAGAUCUGCAUGGAGUGCUGCAGCCUUUGCUUCUCCUCCUGAGGCCACAGCCACUGCACAGGGGGCAGCGCAAAUGUCCAAUUCAUAUCCCCACAAGCCCCGCAACAACUUUGACCAGCGUCUUUAUCAAAGCUACAAAGUGCUACUCCCAGUCUUUGUUGUCAUAGCUUUGCCUGGGCUCUGUGGGUCAUACUAUAUUGGCUGGCCUAAUUGGCUCCACAAUAUGUCCAAUAUUUCUUACAGGGUUUGCCAACCUAAAGAUGUGACCUAAUGCUGAGAGCAGUCACUGGUGAAUUCUUCCUUUCUUUAUUGAUCAAACCAUGGGAAAGUAGCCUCUCCAGCCUUGUCUUUGUUGUUGGUCCAUUGCUACACAGCUGGAUGUGUAGUGCAGAGUGAGUUUCAGCUGUGGUCCACAAGUGCCUGCCAGGCUGUGCAGACUGGGCCGCUGGAUUAUUACAAUGAAGCCCCUUGUGCCGUCUGAAUGACUGGAGUUCACCAAGCAUGAAAAAUGACCUCUAAAGGCAAAUGAGAAAAUGGCUCAAUUUAACCGGAUUUUAGCGUUUCUGUUGAUAAGAGUAGCAGCAUAAUGGAAAAAUGGACGCUCAGAUCUCAGUAGAAAUGCUUCUGUCUGUCCUCCUGUCCUUGGCAAGGUUAAAGUCUUCCAGUUUGAUUGCAUGCAGUGGCACACACAGCCCAAGUGUGUGUGUUGAAUCCACUGCUGUCUUUGUUACUAUGUACAAAAUAGAGAAAACAUUAAUGGUGGCUUGUGGCAAUAUUUUAGACAAAUUUCUUUUCUUAAUAAGCAUCUCAUUUAACGGACUUAUGCAAAGAAGAAUUAUGGGAGCAUCAUGCAUCAGCAUGGAGAUGGGUCCCAUUAAAUGAGCACUGUAAGUAAAGGACAUCACAGAGCGUCUGCAAUGGACACAUUCUCUACUUCACAUGUGAAAAGAGCAAGUUCUUAAUCAAAAGUCUCUUUGUUUGAGGGGCUUUGGCUGCAUUCAAUGAAUUCUUCCUCAUCUGAACAGUCGGAACUGGUAAAGGACUGGUAGGGGAUUGGAAGGCAUCAUUUCCUUUUUUUAAUACAUUUCAUUUUUCUUUGUCGUUUUUGCUAUGUGAACAAAUGGCCUUGGCUUAGCUUAAGGCCUGAAUUUUCAAGUCGCCUUUACCAAAUCUCUAUUAAUCCUUGUUUUGUAGAUUUUAGUUAAGAUAUUUGCAUUUCUCCUCUAAUGUGAAAAUCACAUUUCUGUGUUAUCAGGUUUUGCUGGGCUCUCUGUAAAGCAGACAUUGCUCAACAUCUAAUUUAAUUCCUUGAGUGAAAAUCUCAACGCCAUUAUGCUAAGUUAGAUCCAUAUGCUUGUAGUAUGAAUGGUACGCUUUUGAUAACAGGCCCGCACUCUCGUAUGAUCAGACGCAUACCUGCUCCAACCCAAUACCUCUUUAGAUGUCACCUAGAUCUGUUGUGCAUUUUAAAAUGACUCGAUACAAAUCUCUCUUCUUUUUGAUCAAAUACUGUUUGUGCAAUCCUUUUUUCUUGGAAAUACCAAAGAGUUUACUUGUACUGGACCCCAGUUUCUAGACCUAUAGUUAGCUGUACAUAGAAGGGUUUUUGCUAUGCUUAUGUGGCUGUGGUUG
This is a messenger RNA of Scomber japonicus (chub mackerel), 2975 nucleotides long. RefSeq names its product MyoD family inhibitor (gene mdfi). The coding region runs from base 468 to 1385 and encodes 305 amino acids. The record is from RefSeq and is a predicted model, not a curated record. Lineage: Eukaryota; Metazoa; Chordata; Actinopteri; Scombriformes; Scombridae. The transcript is spliced from 5 exons.